Molecule: messenger RNA, 2651 nt
Organism: Theobroma cacao (cacao)
Lineage: Eukaryota; Viridiplantae; Streptophyta; Magnoliopsida; Malvales; Malvaceae
Product: G-type lectin S-receptor-like serine/threonine-protein kinase At4g27290
Biological process (GO): protein phosphorylation; recognition of pollen
Molecular function (GO): protein serine/threonine kinase activity; ATP binding
Source: RefSeq, a predicted model, not a curated record
UUUAAAAAACAUUACAAACGUGGGAUAGGAUCUACCAGAAACUAGAGCUCGUUUUAGUUUUCUAAAACUCCUCCUUGCAUCAAUUAUUACUGUCUUUGAAUAGACAAAGUCCAUUAUUAGCAAACUAAUCCAAGGUUUCUUAAUGGGGCUUGUUCUCUGUUUGCUUCUUUUCUUUAUUACAAGAACUUCUGCACUAAACACUAUUACACCAGGCCAAUCCAUAAAAGAUGGUGAAACUCUGGUGUCAGCUGGUGGAAGCUUUGAACUGGGAUUUUUCAGUCCCGGGAAUUCUAAGAGUCGAUAUCUAGGAAUUUGGUACAAGAAAGUAUCAAGUGGGACUGUUGUAUGGGUAGCGAACAGGGAAGCUUCUAUUUCUGAUACCUCAGGCGUUCUAAGUAUCAGUGACAGGGGAAUUCUCGCAAUUCUGAAUAGCAUCAAUAGCGCUGUUUGGUCUUCCAAUACAUCAAGAAAUGCAAAGGAAUCAGUUGCACAACUGCUGGAGUCGGGAAAUUUUGUGGUGAAAGACAGAAAUGAUAAUGAUCCGGAGAACCUUCUUUGGCAGAGUUUUGAUUAUCCUUGUGAUACCUUUCUACCGGGAAUGAAGAUUGGAAAAGACUUUGUCACUGGUUUUGAUAGGUAUAUAUCAUCCAGGAGAAGCACAGAAGAUCCUGCUUCAGGCCAAUAUAGUAUCAGGAUAGAUCCUCGGGGGUUGCCACAGUUUGUUCUUAAGAAGGGACCUGAAAUAUUGUUUAGAGCAGGAUCAUGGAAUGGUGUUUACUUUACAGGAAAACCAGUGCUUAAAGCUAAUCCAGUAUAUUCGUAUGAGUUUGUCUUGAAUAAGAAUGAGGUCUACUACAAAUAUGAGAUGCAAAACAGUUCCAUCUUUUCGAGGUACUUAUUGAAUCCAUCAGGUCUAAUAAAAGGUUCCAUACUGAAUGAGAGAAAAAAUGACUGGGAGGUUUUCUCAACAGCACAAGCAGAUCAGUGUUCAAUCUAUGCCUUUUGUGGAGCAUAUGCCACUUGCAGCACCAACAAGUCUCCUCCAUGUACAUGCUUGGAAGGGUUUGUGCGGAGUUCAGCAUCCUCCACAGAUUUGAACUCUGUAGAUUGGUCAGAUGGAUGUAUUCGAAGGACGCCAUUGACGUGUGAUGAUGGAGAUAGCUUUCUCAAGCAGACUGGAUUAAAAAUACCAGAUACAUCGAUAUCUUGGACAGACAUGAGCAUGAAUCUCAAGGAAUGUGAGAAUUUGUGUUUGAAAAAUUGCUCUUGCACAGCUUAUGCAAAUUUAGAUAUUAGAGAGGGAGGCCAUGGCUGCUUGCUGUGGUUUGGAGACCUAAUUGACAUCUCAGACUUCACGGAGGGUGGACAAGACAUUUAUAUCAGGCUGGCCACUUCAGAUCUAAAUCACAUUCAACGCAAAGGAAAGUCGAAGGAAAAGCAAAAAGCUGGAAUUAUAAUCAUCUCUGUCAUUAUAGCCACAGGAAUGAUGAUAGUCUCAUUUUUGUUGUAUACCCGGAAGAAAAAGCUUAGAAAAGCAGGUGAACAGGAAAAGGAAGAACUAGAGUUGCCGGUAUUUGAUUUCGCCACAAUAGCUAAGGCAACAAAUAACUUCUCAAGCAACAACCAGCUGGGACAAGGUGGAUUUGGUCCUGUGUACAAGGGUACAUUGAUAGAGGGGCAAGAAAUAGCAGUAAAGAGACUUUCAAAGAAUUCAGGACAAGGACUGGAAGAGUUCAAAAAUGAAGUAACAUUGAUUGCUAAACUUCAGCACCGCAAUCUUGUAAAGCUCUUCGGUUGUUGCAUCAGGAGAGAUGAAAGGAUGUUAAUCUAUGAGUACAUGCCUAACAAAAGUUUGGACUACUUUAUUUUCGAUCCAACAAGAAGCAAAUUUCUGGACUGGCAUAGCCGCAUGCAUAUUGUUGAUGGAAUUGCUAGAGGGCUUCUUUAUCUCCACCAUGACUCUAGAUUGAGGAUUAUCCAUAGAGAUGUCAAAGCAAGCAAUAUCUUACUAGAUAAUAGUAUGAACCCAAAGAUUUCAGAUUUCGGAUUGGCUAGGAAGUUUGGAAGUGAUCAGACUGAGGCCAAUACUAAAAGAGUGGUCGGAACCUACGGCUAUAUGUCACCUGAGUAUGCCUUUGAUGGGCUUUUCUCAAUGAAAUCUGACGUCUUUAGCUUUGGGGUUUUGGUUCUGGAGAUAGUAGCAGGAAAGAGAAACAGAGGAUUUUCCCACCCGGAACAUGACCAUAAUCUUCUUGGACAUGCAUGGAGAUUGUGGAUGGAAGAGAGGCCAUUAGAACUAAUUGACAAUGCAUUAGGUAACUCUUAUAUGGUGGCUGAAGUUUUAAGAUGCAUCAAUGUAGCUCUAUUAUGUGUGCAGCGACACCCUGAAGACAGACCUAACAUGUCAAUGGUGCUGCUGAUGUUGUCCGGCCAGACUAUAUUGCCUCAACCGAAGCAGCCUGGCUUUUUCAUUGAAAGAAAUCUGCCACUGGCUUAUUCUAAAUCAGUCAAGCAUGAACCAUUCUCGGCAUAUGGAUCUACUGUAACGGUGUUAGAACCACGUUAGCAGCUCCUCAUACCAUAAAAACUCUAAGAGUAUACCUAGGAGUGUAUGCUAAACAUUCAUACAUUUCAAAAUUAAUGACAAUGGU